AUGUCUAGGUCAUUUUCCUUUCACUCAGCCAGUCUCCGGAGAAUCCUAAGGAUAUUCUGGCCCAGACAAAUCUCCAUUGAGCAAGUACCGGAAGAGACCAAUCAGGAAAGCAUGCAAACCAUCAUCAGCAGAAGAUGGUGGAAGUGGAUUGGUCAUGUGCUCCGAAAAGAAGACACAUCUAUCACCAGAACUGCAGUACGCUGGACCCCCGAAAUGAAAACAAAGAGAGGACGUCCGAAAACAACAUGGCGCCGAACAGUGGAAAUAGAGAUGAAGGAGACAGGACAGAGUUCGGGUACCAUCGAGAGAUUGGCAAGGGAUAGGCUGGCGUGGAGGAACUUCGUCGCUGCCAUAAAUGCCACUAGACAUGGCAGGAAAUGA
Messenger RNA from Gigantopelta aegis, 381 nucleotides. RefSeq lists its product as uncharacterized. The transcript has a single exon. Lineage: Eukaryota; Metazoa; Mollusca; Gastropoda; Neomphalida; Peltospiridae. The record is from RefSeq and is a predicted model, not a curated record. The coding region runs from base 1 to 381 and encodes 126 amino acids.